CAUUUCAUGCAUAUCUUUUACAACAUACACCAUAGCAUAUCAUAGCAUUGAAAUCUCAUAGCAUAGCAUUGAAAUCUCAUAGCAUAGCAUUAAAAUCUCAUAGCAUAGCUUUCAGAACUCCAUUCUCCAUAUCAUACCAUAGCAUACCAUAGCAUAGCAUUAAACAUCGGGAUCGGUUAAGAAAAAAGAUCAAAUUUUAAGAAUGAAAAAACCCCAAAACGAAACAAGCAACAAACAGCUUAAUUUGCUUUAUUUUUUAAAUUAUAUAUCAUUAUUUUCAUUUAUUGAAGCUUCAAAAAGGGUACUUUAUUAACGAUAAGGAAUCGAAAAUGAAAUAACUGUCAAAACGGAUCGGAUGUUAAUAUAACUCGCAUUUUCUCGACCCACGUGUCGCGCAGAUCGGUUGCGGAGAUGGAGGAUGGAUUUAUCUUACAGUUUCUGUUGAAUCAAGGAUACUUAAUGUUCUGAAUGAGAUGAUGCAUCCAAAAAGUGGGCACUUGUCCUCUUCGAUUGGGAUGGAUGCACUGCCAUCAUCGAAUCAAAACGACUGGUUGGAAAAGAAGACAGAAAAGUUGGGAGCAAGUUCAAGCUGUCGUUUGAUGGGAGACUUCAUGAAGUAGAGAUUCUUGGCUUUGGAUAUGAAGACCACCAUCUGCAUGCCAAAGACAACCAGUGGGACAGAUCGACCCGAGCCAAAGCUAUUGCUGCAGUUAGAGAUGCACGGGAAUUGACAAGAAGAGGGAAAUAUGGUGGUUACCUGGAUAUACACGACUCUGAUAAUUCAGAUGAGGAUGAGGAGGCUAUAUUCAGUCCAGAUACGUCUCAUCUAAGGACAAGAGCAAACCCUAAUUGCAGGAAAACCACUUCAAAGAAACAGCCACAAAAGACAAGUACCCCUUCAACACAAUAGCAGGCACAGCAAAGACCCCAAGAGACACAGAGACAGCACAUUGAGGGCACAAAUGGACGUUCAGUCACCAUUCUGUAUGAAGGAUCAGGGGACUAUGAAGGUCAUUCUAGUCCAAAAAGACAGCCCUGUUCGUUCGAGGACUUAACAUCAGAUCAAGUGGACAUCAUCCUUAACCAAGUAGAAUCUGCACAAAAGAACUUAAUCAGCACCAUGACAAUGACUGAUGACAUCGUUAUUGUUCAGAGUGAGGAGGAUAUAGCAUCACUGUGCAAAGACUGCAAUGGAACCCACCAUUCUCAGACAUCCGUUCAGACACAGCUCAAGGACAUCAAGUCUUCUCAAAAAGCCCUGGAGAAGAAAGUGGACAGUCUUCUAGAAAUAUUGACCACAUUUGUGAAAAAGCAGGAGACCUGUGUAACCAUUGAUCUGAAUACAUCAAGCUUUGUUAUUGAACCUGAAUCUACACCACCUUCUAAAGUGACCAAGGCUUUGAACAAUAUUCUUACCACCAGUGUUAUGAGCACUACUGCACAAGACACUUCCGCUGCUAAAAUUCCUUUCAACACUUCGAUCCUGGACAACACCUGUGACACUUCAACCACCCGUAACAACUUGACGACAGGCAGGACUACAAUGACAGGCAACAUCCUGACCACUUUGAGGGCAUCAACCACUAGCAAGAACUCGAUUGACAGCACCACAGGCAACAAUUCAACAAGCAACACCCAGACCACAAGCAAGACACUGAGGGGCAGCACUCCAUCCACAGGCAACUUGACUGGCCGCACCCUUUCAACAGACAACUCGAUGGGCAGCACUCCAUCCACAGACAACUCGACUGGCUGCACCCUUUCAACAGACAACUCGAUGGGAAGCACUCCAUCAACAGACAACUCGACAGGCCGCGCCCUUUCAACAGACAACUCGAUGGGCAGCACUCCAUCCAUAGUCAACUCGACAGGCCCCACCCUUUCAACAGACAACUCAAUGGGCAGCACUCCAUCCACAGGCAACUCGACAGGCCGCACCCUUUCAACAGACAACUCGAUGGGCAGCACUCCAUCCACAGACAACUCGACUGGCCGCACCCUUUCAACAGACAACUCGAUGAGCAGCACUCCAUCGACAGGCAACUCAACAGGCCGCACCCUUUCAACAGACAACUCGAUGGGCAGCAUCCAAAUGUCAGGCAAGACCUCGACUACCAACACCCCUUUGACAGGUCACAACUCAUUGGGCAACACCUUGAUUGGCAGCACUCCAAGCAUGUUCAUAACCUCAAGCAUGGUUGGCACCUCAACACCAGUGACAUCUUUUGAAACAACUUCCAGAGAAGAACCUAGAGUUUUGUUGAUGGAUGCCUCAAAUGAUGAGUUGCCACCACCUGUGUGUGAAACAAUUGCCGAACUUGUGUUAGUUGAGGAAAAUGAAGAAAAUGUUGCCCCAUCAUUGGAAAGUAGGUUUGCCAACCAGAUGAAGAAGCCUCGACUGCAGCGAAUGAAACGAUUUCCAAGUCCUUGCAAGGCUAAUGCCAUUACAACUUAUAUAAGAAGCAGUGAGGAUGUCGAGCCUGGAAACUACGAGAUUCUUGUUUGCCCAGAUGUACUAAUGGAAAUCAAAGAUCGUUCUUGUUCUGAUGGAAACUUUUUGUUGAACACAGCAAGAAGAAUUUUCAAGGAGGAAGAGCUGGAAGGAAAGAAUUAUUCUGGAAGGAAAGGGAGGCCUGGGAUUUCGCCUAGACGAAAACAUGCUCUUCAACAUGCGUUUGCAGAACACUGUUCGUCGAACAUUGAUGACUUCAAGCGGGCAGUGAUUGCUUUGAACUCAGGAAUUAGAGGAAUGGCAUUCAAGUAGUUCAUGGAUUUGUGAAAAGUGUAAAAAACAAAUUACAUUUCACCAAAUGUAUUAUACAUGGUUUUUUUAAAAUGUACACUAGUGAUGAACAUGAUGAUACACAUGUAUUUAUGACUUUAGAUGCCUAUGAUAUAAUGAUUUUAAAUGUCAUUACAUUUAUGCAAUUAAAUCACAGUUAUAAGGAUAACAUUUUGAAUCUGUUGUCAUAAUAAAUUCUCUU
This is a messenger RNA of Magallana angulata, 2984 nucleotides long. Its product is annotated as mucin-5AC-like. The transcript is spliced from 6 exons. The record is from RefSeq and is a predicted model, not a curated record. The coding region runs from base 1121 to 2764 and encodes 547 amino acids. NCBI's taxonomy places the organism in Eukaryota, Metazoa, Mollusca, Bivalvia, Ostreida, Ostreidae.